This is a messenger RNA of Notolabrus celidotus (New Zealand spotty), 2096 nucleotides long. It is a transcript of the gene irf3, whose product is annotated as interferon regulatory factor 3. Gene Ontology annotation, biological process: immune system process; regulation of transcription by RNA polymerase II. The coding region runs from base 251 to 1633 and encodes 460 amino acids. Gene Ontology annotation, cellular component: nucleus. The transcript has 11 exons. The record is from RefSeq and is a predicted model, not a curated record. Gene Ontology annotation, molecular function: DNA-binding transcription factor activity, RNA polymerase II-specific; protein binding; RNA polymerase II cis-regulatory region sequence-specific DNA binding. Lineage: Eukaryota; Metazoa; Chordata; Actinopteri; Labriformes; Labridae.
AUCUGGAAACGAAACUGAGACUCGGAGUUUCCCGAGAACACCUCUCCAGUUUGAUAGUAUCCGGACUUUGACGGUAUUUAAGGAAUUGGCAGCACGAUACAAGUGACAUAUUGUUACACAGCUGGUCAGCUUUCUAGGCACAUCUUUCCCCCCAGCAUUGAUCUCGUCUUAUUUGGAACUGUUGAACCUUUUAAAAACGACAGUGCGUGAACUCAACAUCGGCUGCACCGGCUGAUAGCUUCUUACAGAAAUGUCUUACUCUAAACCUCUGCUCAUCCCAUGGCUGCGGGAGAGGAUCAACAGUGAAAGGUAUCCCGGUGUCCAAUGGACUAACCCGGAGCAAACAGAGUUCUCUAUCCCCUGGAAACAUGCGUUGAGACAGGACUCCUCUGACACUGAUAUUCUUAUCUUUAAGGCCUGGGCAGAGGUGAGUGGAAACGGCCGAGCUCAGGGAGACGCCUCAGUGUGGAAGAGGAACUUCCGCAGCGCCCUUCGAGCCAAGAAAUUCAAACUGGUUUCUGACAACAAGAAUGACGCAGCGCACCCCCAUAAAGUUUUUGGCUGGCCGAACAAGUCAGCACCAGGAGGUAACUCUUCUGCUGGAUCCCAGGAACAGGAUGACCCUGAUUUACUUGAGGAGUGCCCCCUUCCCAUACAAGAAAGCCAGGUUGUCCCAUGCUUAGAUGACUUUAUCUUUCGUCAAAACGAAAAUGCGCUUUCUGACUCCGCUGGGCACAACGAUAUUCUCCAGGAGUGUCUACAGGCAUUGAAAAUUGACCCUGAAACAGAGGGCUUUGAGCCUCCUCCCGAGCAACAGCAGCUACAGAUCCCGGCUGUGAUUGGUGCACAAGCGUUUCCUGGGCAACAGCAGUAUCCAGUAACGUUUGAGGGUGCAGUAGUGGAAGCUGGGUUUCCAGAGCAACCAGCAUGUCCAAUGGAGGGAGCCGUGGGAGGGUCAUCUGACAGGGCGGAGCAGUUUCUGCAGACUAUUAUCCAGACCACGGAUGGAAACAGUUUCAGGACACAGUUCAGGAUAUUGGUGUACUACAGAGGAGUGAAAGUGUCUGAACAGCUGGUUAACAAUGAAGCUGGAUUUCGCCUCGUCUACAGGCCUGAACUCAACGGGACAGUUUUUGAUCCAGAGACAGGCCUCUCCAUCGUCUCUCUGCCAAGUCCUGGAGCCAUGCUUGACCAAACCCAAACCAGACUGACCCAGCAAAUCCUGAACAAACUGGGCGAUGGUCUGGAUGUGGGGGUGUCAGGCCCUGUGGUUUACAGCCAGAGACAAGGGGAAAUCAAAGCUUUUUGGAGCCUCUCCAAGCAUGACAGCAGCAGACAGAUCCAAGAGAUUUCUAAACUGCAACCUGUUCCGCUGUUUCAGUUCAAGGACUUUGUGCAAGGUAUAUUGGACUUCAUUGAACGUAGUGACUCUCCUCCCUGCUCCCUCUUCUUCUGCCUUGGGGAGAAGUGGCCUGACCCAGAAGGCAGGCCUUGGGUGAAGAAACUCAUUACAGUGGAGGUUGUCCUAACCUCGAUGGAGUUGCUGAAGAACCUGGCUGUUGAGGGCGGCUCCUCCUCCUUGCGGUCUGUGGAGCUGCAGAUGUCGCUCGAAGAGAUGAUGGAACUGUCGUAACACACUGGGUCAUCGUUUACCCAUUCCGCAUCCUCAAACUAUAACCACAAGAUAAGACUAUCAUUAUGGUUCUGGGUUUGCUGGUUCUGCAAACACAGGAAUCAUACUUAAGUUGCAACUUGCACCAUGUUUUUAACAUAAUUAUGGGCUCUUAAAUUUAAUGAAACAGUUAUUUUUCUACAAAAUAAUGGGACCAACCAGGGUGAUGUAACACACAUUUUAUGCCAUUAGAGGCUUUAUUAGUGCCAACGUACCAUGCUGCCUACUGCAGCAGAGACAAGCAGCUACAUAAAAGAAGAGCUGUCACUCAACUCAAGAGGUAAACAGAAAAACAGCAUUACCUUGAAACUGCAGACAAAUGCUAUUCAGAGGUUGUCAGUCAUCAUGGCCAUCGUUUUAUUGUAUGUUUCCUUACAGCUAUCAUGCAGUGUGAAGAAAUAAAGUUGGUACUAAGUUAUUCAAA